Molecule: messenger RNA, 827 nt
Organism: Paramuricea clavata
Lineage: Eukaryota; Metazoa; Cnidaria; Anthozoa; Malacalcyonacea; Plexauridae
Source: the annotation of a GenBank genome assembly
GUGAUUUGUUGACAAAAUUGGCCGAAGUUCAGACCAGUUCAAAAAACGCGGAAACCACAAAUGUCACAACUGGUAUUAAAAAUACAACAAAAGGAUGCAUGAAACCCGAUGACUCUGUGAAUGCUUCAUUUCUGCGUCGCGAGUUCAAAAUUUCUGGGCAAAUUGGAGAACCCGGUCAGGCAGACAAACUGACUUUCGUUUCGCUGACUCAUCAAAUUGAUUCAGGCCUAAAACGUGGGUAUAACGAAAAUGAGAUUGUAGAUGCUGUUAUUCGCGCGAUUUCAUUGCAUAGCAGUUUAAGAAGCUAUGUCGAAACUCUGAAAGAUUUGUCCCUACCAAAGUUGCGAAAAAUUUUACGCGUUCACUACCGUGAAAAAUCCGCGUCAGAACUCUAUCAAACCCUUGCGACAAUAUUCCAGGACCCAAAAGAAACACCUCAACAGUUUCUCCUACGUUCCCUUGAGUUGAGAAAUAAAGUAGGCUUUGCAAGUAAAGAGUCUGAUUGUGAAGUUCAAUAUGAUGAACCACUUAUUCAGAAAACAUUCAUGAAGUCUUUCGAGACAGGGUUACGAGACGAUAUUUUGGCGGCAAAUUUACGUCCCAUUUUGCGGUUACCUAGUCUAUCUGACGAGGAAUUAAUGAAAAAUGUCAACGAAUUGGCAUCUCACCAAGCUGAGAGGCAGAGUAAACUUGCAUGUGAAAGGCGUUCUGCCAAGGUUAAUGGUGCGAAGUGGACGGUGCGAAAAUUAAAAUGCGUAAAAAUGGUGGAGAUAAUGAUAAAAUUUUGGCCGAGAUUCGAGAGAUCAAAUCUGACCUUGAGAGUUUGA